Molecule: messenger RNA, 1639 nt
Organism: Syngnathus acus (greater pipefish)
Lineage: Eukaryota; Metazoa; Chordata; Actinopteri; Syngnathiformes; Syngnathidae
Gene: nudt18
Product: nudix (nucleoside diphosphate linked moiety X)-type motif 18
Exons: 8
Coding region: 131-1318 (395 amino acids)
Molecular function (GO): magnesium ion binding; 8-oxo-dGDP phosphatase activity; 8-oxo-GDP phosphatase activity
Source: RefSeq, a predicted model, not a curated record
UUUCCACGGCUUCCCCUCCUACACACACACACACACACACACAUUUGUCUCCGAUUCUUUAACAUGAGCAUAUCCAAGUUGUUGUUUUGUAAAACUUGAAGGUGAAAGCCAAUGUACGUCCGGUAGCGUGAUGACGUCUCAAAUGUCAAAACAGCGCACAUUUGACAUCAAGCGGAAAAUCAGUUCGCUGACCCUUUGCGGCCGGCGCGCACUUCAGCUAGUAAGAGGAUUGAAAAGAAGACAAGAGGCGCGCGGCAGCCGCCGACGGGAGGCCCGUGAGGCGGGCGGGCGUGCGUGCGUGCGUCACAUGGAGGCGAUGGCGGCGGAGCAGGUGGAGGCGCAGGUGGAGCGUCUGCUGGGCGGCCUCGGCUGCGAGGUGGCGCCGUGCGACGUCGGCCUGGAGCAGAGCAAGCCGGCGUCGCUCGGGAACAACGUCACCUACAUCGUGUGCGCCGUCAUCUUCAACGACACGGAGGAGAUUCUGAUGGUCCAGGAGGCCAAGCAGGACUGUUACAAGAAGUGGUACCUGCCGGCGGGGAGGGUGGAGGUCGGCGAGAGUCUGCAAGAGGCGCUGCGGAGAGAGGUGAAGGAGGAGGCGGGCUUUGAGUGCCGGCCAAUCACCUUGCUGCUGAUCCAGGAGCAGGGACCUCAGUGGAUCCGCUUUAUCUUCCUGGCCGAGAUCACGGGUGGGAGCAUCAAGACUUUGCUGUCGGCGGAUCGGGACUCUCUCCAGGCCACCUGGUGGGACCGACGCGCCCCUCUCCCGCUGAGGGGCCGGGACAUCCUGCGGCUCAUCGACUUGGGGCUCAAGUACCGCCGCGACGCCUGGCAUCCCGUCACUCUGCCUCUGGACACCGGCUGCCGCCACGUGGUCCAGAGGCUGGUGCUGAUUUUCAGCGCCGACUCCAACGUCUGGCUCCUGCUGGUCAAAGGCCCCCGGCCCCACCUCCCCACGGCGGCGGCUUUGAAGACUCACGCCGUCACGUGGGCGGCCGACACGGUGGCGCGGGACGCCGUGCCGUCGGCGUACUACGAGCACAACGUCAACACGCUAGGAGUGUUGAGCCUGCAGCAUGACGGACGGCAACACGGAAAGACGGACGGCGUGUGCUUCAACACGCUGGUGGCCCUGCAGCCCGACGGCGUGGCACGCCGGGAGGACGGCACCGGGAUCCCGCCGGCGCCGCCUGCCCGGGGGCCGCCGCCCGUGGAGAACCCGCGCUACGUCUGGCACCGGGUCCUGUCGCCCGGGCUCAGGGACAAAUUGCUGGAGAAGAGCGCCACGGCCGCCAUUCUGCCCAUGCACAGCCUUUACUGAUGACCGCCAGUCGCCACGUGAAGGCCGCCGUCCAGCGCCAAAGCUGAUGUCCCUCCCGCCGUUGCUGCCGGCGGGCCUAAUAAAUGUCCACUUGACGUCUCUGCAUGUUUCAAGCACCAUUCAUUCCAAUCAAUACAGCAAGUCAAUACAGCAACUUUGCAUGUUCACAGACAAAAAUGUGAAGACAGUCUUGGAAAAAUGAGUGUGUGCGUGCGUGCAAGCUUUGUGAUCACGUUUCCUCGCUUGUCUUCUUGCUCACGUUGAGGGGAAAAAUGUGUUGUUCAUCUUUCACAAUGACUAAACUUUGUCUCGAACAACGAA